This is a messenger RNA of Colletotrichum higginsianum IMI 349063, 1614 nucleotides long. Its product is annotated as Cytochrome P450. The transcript has 3 exons. NCBI's taxonomy places the organism in Eukaryota, Fungi, Ascomycota, Sordariomycetes, Glomerellales, Glomerellaceae. Gene Ontology annotation, molecular function: oxidoreductase activity, acting on paired donors, with incorporation or reduction of molecular oxygen; heme binding; monooxygenase activity. Bases 1 to 1614 code for a protein of 537 amino acids. The record is from RefSeq and is a predicted model, not a curated record.
AUGGCGCCCAUAUCGCACUUCUUGCCCCCCGCCACGAGCUUGUCAGGCGUCGCCCUGCUGGCCUUGGGCUCUGGUGUUCUUUUGUACCUCAUCAGUCGGGCUUUCUACUCCAUCCCGUACCCCAAGGGAAUGGCGCUCGUGGGCGAGCCCCCAGGGGCCACGCGAUUCAGUCUUCGCACGUAUUGGCGGUACUACACAGACUGCCGCGGAUUGUUUCGGGAGGCCUACGAUAACUACUCGAAGAAGGGCAAGCCGGUGGUCAUUCCCGGGCUCGGCUUCCGCCACGAGGUCAUCAUGCCUAUGAAUUCCAUGCGCUGGGUACAGACUUAUCCCGAAACGGCGCUCGACUUGGGCAAAGCGUUCGCCGAGGUCGAUCAGGUGGAGUGGGCACUGGGCCACGAUCGCUACGUCGAUGACGCAUGGCAUGGGGUCCUUGUGCGGACGGAGCUCAACGCCGUGUUGGAGAACAUCUGCGCCAGCUUGAACGAUGAGCUCGGGGUCGCAUUCGACAAAUGGUUCGGGACCGAUCCCGAGUGGAAGGAGAUCGACCUGUUCGAGUCCGUGAAAAUGGUUGUGGCCCAGGCAGCCAGCCGCUUCACCAUCGGUCCCGGGAUUUGCCGGAACGAAGAAUACCUGAACCUGUCGAUCGACAUAGUCAACCAGCUCAUAAUGAACGCAGGCGCUACGGGGGGCAGCCCUCGCGUCCUGCGGCCCGUAGUCGGCACCUUGGUCAAUCUCACACUGCACAGCAAGGUCAACAGGCUCAAGAAGAUGUUCCAGCCGAUCUGGGAGGAGCGCGUCGAGAUCCUCAAGCACGACAGAGACGACCCGGACCACGUCGAGCCGCAAGACCACCUACAGAUGAUGGCCCGCUACGCCAAGGAGCACCGUCCGGAGGAGUUCAACGACAUCGACAUGAUGACGCGGCGCCUCAUCGCCGCCAACUUCGGCUCCAUGCACCAGACCUCCCUCCAGGUCACCAACAUGCUGCUCAACAUCCUGGGCUCCGACGCCGAGUUCAACACCAUCGCCGCCCUCAGGGACGAGGUCGACCGCGUGCUGCACGCCGACGGGGACGGCAACUGGACAAAGGCCAAGGUCAACCGGAUGGUCAAGGCGGACAGCGUCGCGCGCGAGACGCUGCGGCUCAACUCGUUUGGCGGGCGCGCCGUGUUCCGGAAGGUCAUGGUCGACGGCAUCAAGACGCCGGACGGCCAGGGGCUGCCCAAGGGCACCCUCAUCUCCUUCCUCGGCCAGCCGGCGCAGACGGACGGCGAGGUAAUCGAGGAUCCCCUCAAAUACGACCCGUUCCGCUUCUCCCGCAUGCGCGAGGACGCCGCCGCCAGGGACGAGAAGGCGCCCGCCGUCUCCUUCGUCACGACGAGCCCCGAGUACCUGCCCUUCGGCCACGGCAAGCACGCGUGCCCCGGCCGGUUCCUCAUCGACUUUGAGCUCAAGAUGAUCAUUGCCUAUUUGCUGGGGCACUACGACGUGGAGUUCCCCGCCGAGUACAACGGCAAGCGGCCGGAGAACUACUGGCUGACCGAGGCCUGCUUUCCGCCAGAUGGGGCGAGGGUCCGCAUACGGAGAAAGAAGAAUGCCGACGGCAAAUAG